Molecule: messenger RNA, 2132 nt
Organism: Bombyx mori (domestic silkworm)
Lineage: Eukaryota; Metazoa; Arthropoda; Insecta; Lepidoptera; Bombycidae
Product: pickpocket protein 28
Exons: 10
Coding region: 152-1768 (538 amino acids)
Biological process (GO): sodium ion transmembrane transport
Cellular component (GO): plasma membrane
Molecular function (GO): ligand-gated sodium channel activity
Source: RefSeq, a predicted model, not a curated record
CACGAUGUGAUGUCUAUGGCCCCCAAUAACCAGAGAGUCGUGAACUCAACCAUGUAUGUACAUAUAUCGUUCAUUAUUUAAGCAUACGGCACCCUGCAAAUUGAAUUAAAAACACGCUUAGAUUGUCACCGUGCACGUAAGAACAAAUUUAAUGUCACCAUUGCCACCAGGGACAUUCACAAUGCAACACAACAAUGUGUGGCAGAAACAGCGGAAAAGACCAUCGAAUACCAGAAAGAUCAAUCUGGAGACGCUAAUGAGAAGAAGUUUUGUUAAAGUUUUGAAGGAAUAUGUAAAAGAGUCUUCUAUUGGUGGUAUCAAGGAGAUCUGUAGCCCCAACAUCGGAUGGAGAGAACGACUUCUCUGGAUUGGAGUUUUUGUGGUAAUGAUGAGCGCGAUGUUUUACUAUCUCCACCACACGUGGUUUGAGAUAUUGACAAAACCGCUGGUUAUCAGCAUGGAGUCUUCUACCUAUCCCAUAUCAAAAAUUAACUUUCCUGCUGUAGCCUUUUGUAAUACGAACAGAAUAAGCAGAAAGGCUUUGAAAGAAUUUUCUCAGAUAAUGCAUAGGAGCAUGGCAUUAAAUAACGAAACAAUAGAAGAAGUUGAACUUUUCUUUUUACAAUAUGGCCGCCUUCUAGAUUAUUCGUAUGAUGAUAUCUUAAGGAAUCACCCCUUUUUGGAUAUAAUAACGCUCAAAGAUUUCUAUUCACAAAAUACAUCGGAAGUCAUGCAAAAGUUGGCUCCGAAAUGCGACGAAAUGCUACUCAGAUGCGGAUGGGGCAGCGAAGAAGUUAAUUGCAAAACUAAUUUUGACGUCCAAUUGACGGUCAGGGGACAUUGUUGUAUAUUCAACUAUAUUCAGGAGGACUCUGUCGACGAUCCGAAUUCAGCUAACAAGGACGUCAAACGGCAGUCCGUACCGGGAGCACUUUAUGGAUUACGUUUGGUUCUUGACCCGAUGAUUGAUGACUACGCCUAUACCGUAAACAACAUACGAGGAUUUGAUGUUUUCCUGUUUUCACCCGGUCAUUUCGCCGAUUUUAGCGGGGGCAAAGUGAUUUAUCGCAUAGUGGAGCCUGACAGAGCAGAGUUCAUUGAACUAUCUUCUAUACAACAAAGAGCUGCUGCCGAGGUCCGGAAAUAUCCUGUUCGGAUUAGAAAAUGUUUUUUCCAAGACGAGAACGGUUCUUCACACAGGAAAACUUAUACAUACAACUAUUGUAUAAUUAAUUGUCGCAUCAAGUCCAUACAGUCGCUUUGUAAAUGCACUCCUUACUUUUUGCCCGGUAAAGAUAGGGCACGUACAUGUACACUAGAAGAUUUAAAAUGCCUUAAUAAAUAUAGGGAAAAACUUCUCUACUUGUAUCCAAAUGACGCCCAGGAUCUUCGCGGACUUGAAACAGAAGUGGAAGAUUCCCUUUUCUGUCCCAAUUGCCUACCCGAUUGUGAACCUAUACAGCACUAUGCCAAAUCUUACAAGAUAUCUAUAAAUACAAUUGAAGAGCACUUUGUACCAUUCAGGAGUGAUAUGUUUGACAAAAUAAACAUCACCGGAAAAAUCCUAGUUAGCAUUUAUCAUUCUGCACCCAGCGGGACCUUGGAUCGCCUUGAUGUCGUUUCGUAUUGGUUCGAAAUAUUAAGUAACAUCGGUGGAUUCUGCGGUUUUCUUUUAGGGUUUUCUCUUUUUGCCAUUGUUGAAGUGUUUUACUACUUUGUCGUUCGUUUUACAAUUGUUGUUACAAACGCCUACAACGUUGCUAAAUAGAAAUUUGUAAGAAAUAUAAUCUUAAGUAUUCUGGGUACUACUCACGUUGUACUCUUUAUAUCUGUAGUAGAUGCACUACAAAUAUAAAGAGCCUAUAGUAAGGCGUCUACUUAUAAUACAUUACAUACCUACCUUAUAUUAUAGUAACUACAUAAAUUGGAAAAUUAAGCUUAAAAAUGUUAUAGAAAAGUAAUUAAUUUGAACACAUUAUGUAAUAAUUCUUAUAAUAUUAAACUAGCUAAUAUAUAAGAAAAACUAAACAAAAAACAAACAUUCUUAUUUAUCUUAUUUUGUUAAUAACGAUCCAACAAAAGUUCACGUAUUGUCUGUAACUGCUACUGCAAUAAAGUGCCACAAGGACUUA